GCGCGGUUAGACUGUGCGGAAAGCAGCCGCGAGGCCGCCGCCUGCAGCCCCAGACGCUCCGGCGCCGGGACACAGCACCCUCCGUACCACCUCUCGGCUGUGCCCCCACCCGUUUGACAAGAUGUCUGUGAAGGAAGGCGCACAGCGCAAGUGGGCGGCACUGAAGGAGAAGCUGGGGCCGCAGGACUCAGACCCCACAGAGGCCAACCUGGAGAGUGCUGAGCCCGAGUUGUGCAUCCGGCUGCUGCAGAUGCCCUCCGUGGUCAACUACUCGGGCCUACGCAAGCGCCUGGAGAGCAGCGAUGGCGGCUGGAUGGUGCAGUUCCUGGAACAGAGCGGCCUGGACCUGCUGCUGGAGGCGCUGGCACGGCUGUCAGGGCGUGGCGUGGCCCGCAUCGCGGAUGCCCUCCUGCAGCUCACCUGCAUCAGCUGUGUGCGUGCAGUCAUGAAUUCACAGCAGGGCAUCGAAUACAUCCUCAGCAACCAGGGUUAUGUGCGCCAGCUCUCCCAGGCCCUGGACACAUCCAAUGUGAUGGUCAAGAAGCAGGUGUUUGAACUGCUGGCUGCUCUGUGCAUCUAUUCGCCUGAGGGCCAUGCACUGACGCUCGAUGCCCUGGAUCAUUACAAGAUGGUGUGCAGCCAGCAGUACCGCUUCAGCGUCAUCAUGAAUGAGCUCUCAGACAGUGACAAUGUGCCCUAUGUGGUCACCCUGCUCAGUGUGAUCAACGCUAUCAUUCUGGGCCCUGAGGACCUCCGCACCCGCGCCCAGCUGCGGAGCGAGUUCAUUGGGCUACAGCUGCUGGAUAUUCUGACCCGGCUACGAGACUUGGAGGAUGCCGAUCUGCUGAUCCAGCUGGAAGCCUUCGAAGAGGCCAAAGCGGAGGAUGAAGAGGAACUUCAGCGUGUUAGCGAUGGGAUCAACAUGAACAGCCACCAGGAAGUCUUUGCCUCCCUGUUCCACAAGGUGAGCUGUUCCCCGGCAUCCGCCCAGCUGCUGUCAGUGCUGCAGGGUCUCAUGCACCUGGAGCCUGCUGGCCGCUCAGGCCAACUGCUCUGGGAGGCCCUGGAGAACCUGGUGAACCGGGCCGUGCUCCUGGCCAGUGAUGCCCACGCUUGCACCCUGGAGGAGGUGGUCGAACGACUGCUGUCCAUCAAAGGGCGGCCCCGACCAAGCCCCCUGGACAAGGCCCACAAGAGUGUCCAGACCAACUUAGUCCAGAAUCAGGGCAGCUCCUCCCAGAACACUACUACUCCCACGACUAAAGUGGAAAGCCAGCAGCCAAUAGUGGCUGCUCCCUGCCAACGUGUGGGCAGCACCCAGAGCUCCAGCGUUGGCAUAGCCCCACCACUCUCCAGCUCCACCCCUGUGCUCCCUCCACCUCCACCUCCCCUGCCAGGCCCAGGGAUCUCAUCUCCCCCAGCACCCCCUCCACCCCCACCUUUGCCACCUUCUUUACCAGGCUCAGGGACCAUAUCUCCCCCUCCUCCUCCCCCUCCCCCCUUGCCACCCCCUUUACCAGGCUUAGGAACCAUAUCUCCCCCUCCCGCUCCCCCCUUGCCACCCCCUUUGCCAGGCUCAGGGACCAUAUCUCCCCCUCCACCCCCACCCCCACCCCUAAUCCCUGGCAUGUGCCCAAUUCCUCCCCCUCCCCCACUACCCAGCACAGGCCAGAUCCCUCCACCUCCUCCCCCGCUGCCUGGUUUCUCUGUCCCCUCUAUGGCGGGUGGUGUGGAGGAGAUCAUUGUGGCCCAGGUCGACCACAGCCUGGGCUCGGCCUGCCUCCCCAGUCACCGCAGAGUGAACCCACCCACCCUGCGAAUGAAGAAGCUGAACUGGCAGAAGCUGCCAUCCAAUGUGGCACGAGAGCGCAACUCCAUGUGGGCAACACUGGGCGGCCCCUGCACAGCCGCAGUGGAACCGGACUUCUCCAGCAUUGAGCAGCUGUUCUCCUUCCCCACGGCCAAGCCCAAGGAGCCCUCUGCUGCCCCCGCCCGGAAGGAACCUAAAGAAGUCACUUUUCUGGACUCCAAGAAGAGCCUGAACCUCAACAUCUUCCUGAAGCAAUUUAAAUGUUCCAAUGAAGAAGUCACCAGCAUGAUCCAGGCUGGAGACACAAGCAAGUUCGAUGUGGAGGUCCUCAAGCAGCUCCUGAAGCUCCUUCCAGAGAAGCACGAGAUUGAGAACCUACGGGCGUUCACAGAGGAGCGAGCCAAAUUGGCCAAUGCUGACCAGUUCUACGUUCUCCUCCUGGACAUCCCCUGCUACCAGCUGCGUCUGGAGUGUAUGAUGCUGUGUGAGGGAACUGCCAUCGUACUGGACAUGGUGCGGCCCAAGGCCCAGCUGGUGCUCACCGCCUGUGAGAGCCUGCUCACCAGCCAGCGGUUGCCAGUCUUCUGUCAGCUGAUCCUCAAAAUUGGGAAUUUCCUCAACUAUGGCAGCCACACGGGAGAUGCAGAUGGUUUCAAGAUUAACACUUUGCUGAAGCUCACAGAGACCAAGUCCCAGCAGAGCCGCGUGACGCUGCUGCACCAUGUGCUGGAGGAAGUGGAGAAGAGCCACCCGGACCUCCUACAGCUGUCCCGGGACCUGGAGCCGCCCUCUCAAGCUGCAGGAAUCAACUUGGAGAUCAUCCACUCAGAGGCCAGUACCAACCUGAAGAAGCUUUUAGAAACGGAGAGGAAGGUAUCCGCUUCAAUCCCUGAGGUGCAGAAACAGUAUGCCGAGCGCCUCCAGGCCAGCAUUGAGGCCUCUCGGGCGCUGGACAAGGUGUUUGACGCCAUUGAGCAAAAGAAGCUGGAGCUGGCUGACUACCUGUGUGAAGACCCCCAUCAGCUGUCCCUAGAGGACACGUUCAGCACCAUGAAGACCUUUCGGGACCUCUUCACCCGUGCCCUGAAGGAGAACAAGGACCGGAAGGAACAGAUGGCAAAAGCAGAAAGGAGAAAACGGCAGCUGGCGGAGGAGGAGGCACGGAGGCCGAGGGGCGAGGACGGGAAGCCUGUCAGAAAGGGUCCUGGGAAGCAAGAAGAGGUGUGUGUCAUCGAUGCCCUGCUGGCAGACAUCAGGAAGGGCUUCCAGCUACGGAAGACAGCCCGGGGCCGGGGAGACACUGAAACAAGUGUCAGGGUAGCCCCCGCAGAUCCUCCAAAGGCCACAGAUCCUCCAAAGGCUGCAGAUCCUCCAAAGGCCACAGAUCCUCCAAAGGCCACAGAUCCUGCAAGUGCCAGCAAUCCUACCCAGGGCACAAACCACCCUGCCUCAGAGCCAAGCCUGGAUACCACAGCAGCUGGCGAGCCACAGGGCUGGGACCUUGUGGACGCUGUAACCCCCAGUCCCCAGCCAUCCAAGGAGGAAGAUGGUCCUCCAGCCCUGGAGAGGCGUUCCUCCUGGUAUGUGGAUGCCAUCGACUUCCUGCCCCCUGAAGAUACCCCGAAUGCCCAGCCCUCUGAGGGGGUCUGGCCAGUGACUCUAGGAGAUGAUCAGGCGCUGAAGCCCCUCGAGUUCAGCAAUAAGCCCCCUGGAAUUGCGAGCUCACACCAGGACACUACAGAUCCUGAAGCCUUGGGGGGCAUCCACCGAGCGGAGGCUGACAGCACCAGUGAGGGACCAGAGGAUGCAGCUGGGCGAGCACAGAGCACCCACCUCCCCCGCACAGGCCCUGGAGAGGAUGAGGAUGAAGAAGACACAGCUCCAGAAUCCGCACUUGACACGUCCCUGGACAGGUCCUUCUCUGAGGAUGCAGUGACAGAUUCCUCAGGGUCUGGUACCCUCCCCAGGAUCCAAGGCCGGGUCUCAAAGGGGACGAGCAAGCGGAGGAAGAAACGUCCCUCAAGGAACCAAGAAGGGCCUGGGACCUCUCCCUGCUAUCCUGCUGGUCCCUCCCUUACCCCUGCGGGUACUACAGGCUCGACCAGCAUCCAGGAGAGAGGAGUUUGCCCCUGAUUCUGAUGAUAUUAAGGCAAAAAGGCUGUGUGUGAUCCAGUGAGGCCUCAGGUCCAGGCCCAAAGCCAAGUGAGUGCCCUCAUCGGCUCAGCACAUCGGCAGCUGCUGCAUGUGCUGCCCGGAGAGGCUCUUCGGGGCCAGGCUGGGACUGGGCCCCUGAGAAACCCAAACUCUGUGCCUUACCCAGCCAGGAUCCUUGGGAGCCUUGGCCAUUGAUGCUAGGACCUGGCCUGGCGUCACCCUGGACCCCCUGCACGCUCAUAGCCUCUCCAUCUGCUUUUGCAAACCACUGCCCACCCCCAUCGCAUGCACCACAGGGGUGGAAGGGAGCCUCCUGUCUGGCUCUAGGGAGAUGGGUACAGACACCUGUAAUGGGCUGAAACAUCCCGCACACCCCAGGACUCAGUUGAUUUUUUAGCUGAGUACUGUUUUCUGCAUCUUCAUUCUGCUGUGGCUGAGUUGGGGUUAGUGAGGGCCUGCGGGGAUGCUCAUUGGAAGUGCUCUGGGUAGGACCUGGCAGGUAGGCCCUAGGGAACAAACAGAAAAAGUUCAUCUGUACAAUGGGUGGUUACCAGACCAUAGCAGCCGUCACCUCCCUCGGUGUCUGCCCAGUGGGGAACGAGCUGCCCCUGCUCAGCCCCUCUCAGCUGUGCACUGUGGAACCUGCUGGCCAGCAGGGAUUUUAACCAAUAAAGAGCAACCUUGUCUGUCA
Arvicanthis niloticus (Nile rat) is the source of this 4655-nucleotide messenger RNA. The record is from RefSeq and is a predicted model, not a curated record. Lineage: Eukaryota; Metazoa; Chordata; Mammalia; Rodentia; Muridae.